AGUGGAUUGGUGGUGUUUUGCACUAUUUGCAUUUUCGUUUUGUCACUUUGCUUUCACCGCUGUUGGAGUAAAGUAGAAGCGAUAAGUACGUUCGUGAAGCGAGACACUUUGAAAACAAAUUUUAUUUAUAAUUUUUAUACGUUAAAUUAUAUUUUGAAUUUUUUGAUUUUGAGUUUUUCGUAUAUUUUUGACAACUUAAAUUUGAGCUUUUGCAGAAAGUUUUAUCAGUUUUAAUUCUCGUUUUUUAACAAACUUGUUUGGAAGUCAUUUUUAAGCCGGAACCAUCGGGAGGCAAGAAACAAACAUUGGUGUGUUUUAUACCUGAGCACGUGAGAAAAUUUCGCAAAGUGAAAUUUAUAUUAAAUUCCCUCAAGUCGUGUCUUUGAUUAGAAUCAUCCUAACGUCUCGUCCUAAAACACAAACAUACGAACACGUUCUUUCUCGGCGCGGUCGUCCGGUUUGUUGCAAGUUGUUUUCUUCUAUACCUACCUACCAACUUAAUCUACAGUGCGGCCCUGUUAAGUUGAACGUUUUUCCUAUAAAAUAGACAAGUUUGAUGUGCUUCUUGUUUUUCCAUCAAGAGUGUCAUCGUUGGGAAAAUUAAUUGCAAGUUCGUAGAAAGUAUCCGGAAAAUAGGACAGAGUGUGGAAUGCUGUAAACAGUUUUGACCCUAUUGUGGAUUCUGUGGAUUUUUUUUGAAGAGUUCGUUUUGAAUAUUUAAAGACUUAUCGUGAACUUAUUACCUUUUCGUUUUCACAACAAAAGCAAGAGUGAUUAAUAAUUAAGCAUCAUGAGUGCGGAUUGUGGUCUCUGGAUUGCCAAAUAUAUACUUUGUAUAUUUAACUUUUUCUUCUUCGUCUCUGGCACAAUUGUGUUAAGUGCUGGAAUAUGGCUGGCUGUCGACAAAGCAUCCCUAAUUGCUUUGACAAAAAUGGCAGAUAAUGAGGAUAUCUAUCAAUUUACCCAGCCAGCCGUGAUAGAACAAAUGGCCUACGUGUUAAUCGUAUGCGGAGCGAUAAUGUUCGUAUUAAGUUUCUUAGGUUAUUGUGGUGCGAUACGAGAGUCCAAAUGUCUGCUGACUACGUAUGGCGUAUUUAUGAUCUUGCUUUUGGUCACCGAAUUCACCGUUGGAGGACUCGCCUCAGCCUAUAAAGAUCGAGCAAGAAGUGAAACAAAAUCAUUCCUACAAUCAACCAUAACCAAAUAUUAUUCAACUGGCGAACAUACCGAUGCUGUGACUUUAAUGUGGGAUCAAAUGAUGGGAACAUUCUCAUGUUGCGGUGUUGAAAAUUACCGUGAUUUCGAAUCAUCUGAAAGUUGGGUAGCAAAUAAGAAAAAUCGUACAAUUCCCGAAGCAUGUUGUGUCCUUACUAACAUUGCCAAGUCGAUACCACGUGACGAAAAUUGCACGACAAAUCCAUCCGAGGGAAAUAGUUAUUUUGAAAAUGGUUGCUAUAAUGCCUUCAUUGACUGGAUUUUGCUUCACAAGGAAAUCGUUCUCGGAGUCCUUCUUGGAGUUGGCAUCGUCCAGCUCUUGGCAAUAUUCCUCGCAUUUUGUCUUUGCAAAUCCAUUGCAAAAUACCAUGGAAUGAGACUGUAGAUAAUUUUGUCACUUUAGAUUGUUUAUUAUACCAUCGAAACAUAAACAAACAAACCUCUUUUGGUAGCCAUUUUUAUCUAACUUGAUAUUUGAAAAUUGUUAUACAUAGAGAACAUAAUAUUUUGUGUUAAGUCAAAUUGACAAUCUAUAAUUUAGAGAUAUACCAGAAAAGGUACACUAUGUUACCCAAAAAAUUAAAAUCUAUAUUUUAAAACUCGAAUUUUGAUAAUUUUUUGAUAUUAACGAUCACUGCGCUGAUUGAUCAUCACAAAACUCUUUAUCUAUCUCUGACGACGUUCUAACUACUUUAUUUUUCAACAAUAAGUAGUUUAGAUAGAAAAUAUUUAGUUGUUAUUUUUUAUGUAAUCAAACUCUGUUUUUUUCAUAAUUUAGGUUAAUCUAAAAAAGAGAAAGUGUACUAUACAUUGAAUUAAUUGAAAAAAGUACACUUACUUAUCAUAGUAUUCAACAUAAGAAAUAUAUGUGAUUAUGUUUCAAAAAUAAAAUAUAUAAUAAAUCUUAUGUAAGAUAAUUAGGUCAUAAGUGUUAUGAAUAGAUAUUUUUCUAUUAAUUAAUAUUUAAAUGUUAUAUUCAAUUUAAACAAAUAAAUAUUAUUAUUUACAAAACGA
Messenger RNA from Eupeodes corollae, 2229 nucleotides. RefSeq names its product tetraspanin-18. Gene Ontology annotation, cellular component: membrane. Bases 791 to 1600 code for a protein of 269 amino acids. The record is from RefSeq and is a predicted model, not a curated record. The transcript is spliced from 7 exons. Lineage: Eukaryota; Metazoa; Arthropoda; Insecta; Diptera; Syrphidae.